UCAGCUUUUGGAAACACAUAUCGUUUUACUUUUCUACGUUCUCUUUGACAGCCAAACAAAUACAAUAGGAAAGUCAUAAAUUUACAUUCCCUCCUUUCGGCCAAUCCUUUAAGCUAUAAAUCGCUACCCUACAGUACAACUGCCAUCCAACUUAGGCCUACCAAUACCGGCGGUAUACGGACCACCAAAUUACAGGCAAAUCCGACUAGUUUCAUCCCCUACCCAAAUGCUGCCAACCAAUAGAAACCUCGCGGCCCUACCCGCCUAUGUCCGAUGGGCGGUCCAGCUGGCCACGUCCCGGAUAGGUGGAAGAUUCGCCCACUCGACGCGCCGGAGCCAGGGCGCUGGGGAUCCGAAGAAGAUCGACGAGCACCUGUGCCGCCAGCGGGAUGAGCCCAAUCCGGAGUACCACCAUGCCCCGCGAUGCUUCGUGAAGAACUUCCAUAAGUACCAGGAGCAGGCGCAGGAUCGCGGAGAGCUGCAGACGACCCGCUUCCGCAAUCCGCGAUACCGCUGGGCGGACUUCCGGCGACGAAUGGUUUAUGGAACCUACGACAUCUAGACGGUUUCUCUUGAUGCUCCCUGCAAUCACCUUUCGUCCGGACUUGUCUUGUACGAGUAUUACCCACCAAUCGAUCCAUAACGAAGUAUCCAAACCCAUAUGCAUAUUGUAAAGUAGUAAGAAUUUUGUGGCCAAAAACGGAUCCAGCUCGGAUGUCCGCUCAAAUUUCAAUAUAAU
Messenger RNA from Drosophila erecta, 739 nucleotides. RefSeq lists its product as uncharacterized. The record is from RefSeq and is a predicted model, not a curated record. NCBI's taxonomy places the organism in Eukaryota, Metazoa, Arthropoda, Insecta, Diptera, Drosophilidae. The transcript has a single exon. Bases 227 to 562 code for a protein of 111 amino acids.